CCCUUUUCAAUAAACGUGAAGUCUUGUCUUGCGCUACAACCGAUUUCGUCUCACUCAGGUUUUUAAUCUGAUUAAGCAUAGAAUAUAUCUGGGUUUAUCAAAAGACAAUGAUUAAAAUAUUUUAAAUAAGUCCAUAUAACAAAACAUGAGACAAUGCAAAACAAAAACUUUAUAUUCUGUAUUUUGACAUGUGUAACAUGCGGUUCACCCUCCAAAAUGGCGACUGGGCCGUAUUCUGGUGGAGGGUUGGACAGUAGCUGGUGUCUGAGCUGAGGGUGUGUUUCCACCGUCAAUGUUUAACCCUGGUUUACAGUUAGAGUCUCCUCACCCUGACAAAGGCUUCACUCUCCACGCCAUCAAAUCAGAAAAGAUGUCCACACCUCAAGAGCAGCUCCUGGGAAUUUUACAAAACCUGGAAAGUAAGAACUUCAAAACCUUUAAAUGGUACCUGCAGAGGCGUGGGGCACUGGGAGACUUCUCCGCAAUUCCAGUCUAUUGCUUGGAGAAUGCAAGUCGAGAGGACACCGUGGAUCGCAUGGUACAGACCUAUUGUGAAGAUGCUAUUAAAGUUGCCAAUUUGAUUUUGGAGAAGAUGAAAAAGAAGACGCCGUCAGUGUCUAAAGAAGUUCUUGCUGAGUGUCAGAAAAAACUAAAAUCCACACUGAGGAAGAGAGUUUCUAAUGUGGAUGAGGUAAUCAACUCAUCUCCUCUGAAUGAGACCUACACUGAACUCUACAUCAUGGCAGGAGAAACUGGAGAGGUCAACACAGAACAUGAAGUCAGACAGAUUGAAAUUGCAUCUUGGAAAUCGGGAAUGGAAGAAACAACUCUCAAGUGUGAGGACAUCUUCAAAGCCUUGCCUUUGAGAGACAAACCGAGGACAGUGGUGACAAAGGGAGUGGCAGGCAUUGGGAAAACAGUCCUCACACAGAAGUUCACUCUGGACUGGGCUGAAGACAAAACCAACAGAGACAUAGAGUUCACUUUUCUGUUCACCUUCAGAGAGCUGAACAUGCUGAAAGAGCAAAAGUACAGUUUAGUAAAACUCGUUCAUCACUUCUUUACUGAAAUUGAAGAAGCAGGAAUCAGCACAUUUGAAGAUUUUGAGCUUGUGUUCAUCUUUGACGGACUGGAUGAGUGCCGUUUACCUCUGAACUUUCAGAAGACAGAGAUAGUGACGGACAUUACGGCGUCCACGCCGGUUCAUGUGCUGCUGACAAACCUCAUCAGAGGUAAACUGCUGCCUUCUGCUCACAUCUGGAUAACCACCAGACCUGCAGCAGCUAGUAUCAUCCCUCCUGACUGUGUGGACAUGGUGACAGAAGUCAGAGGGUUCACUGAUCCACAAAAGGAAGAUUACUUCAAAAAGAUGUUCAGAGAUCCAGAUGAGGCCAGGAGCAUCAUCUCCCACAUCCAGGCGUCACGAAGCCUCCACAUCAUGUGCCACAUCCCAGUCUUCUGUUGGAUCACUGCUAAGGUUCUGGAGGACAUGCUGAAAACUUGUGAGGUAGAAAAGCUGCCCAACACUUUGACUGAGAUGUACAUCCACUUCUUGGUGAUUCAAUCCAAACUGAAGAGUGUCAAGUAUCAGGAUCAACCAUCAGAGACGAAUGUGAACCAGAAAGAAAGUAAAGGUAUGAUUGAGGCACUUGCUAAACUGGCAUUUAAGCAGCUGCAGAAAGAAAACCCAAUCUUCUAUGAGGCAGACCUGAGUGACUCUGGCAUUGAUCUCAGAGAAGCUGCAACGUACUCAGGAGUCUUCACCGAGACCUUCAAAAAAGUUAAAGGCAUGUACAAGGAAACAGUUUUCUGCUUUGUUCACCUAAGUGUUCAAGAGUUUCUGGCUGCUCUUCAUGUGCAUUUGGCCUUCAUCACCUCUGGAGUCAAUCUGCUGUCAGAUGAACAGUCAACAUCAACAUGGAUGUCUAAGCUUAAAAACAAACUCAAACCAAAACAGUUGGACCAAAGUAAAGAAUCAUCAGCUUCUUGGAAGUCCAAACUUUUUAAAGACAAACCCAAACUGAAUAAUCUGCACCAGUGUGCUAUUGACAAGGCCUUGUUGAAUCCAAAAGGACACCUGGACUUGUUCCUUCGCUUCCUCCUAGGUCUGUCAGUAGAGACUAACCAGCACCACAUUCGAUGGCUGCUGGAAGAAACUGAAAGUCACUCAGAGGUAAUACUGAAAACAGCCAAGUACAUCAGGAAGAAGAUUGAUGACAACAUGUCUGCAGAAAGAAGCAUCAAUCUGUUCCACUGUCUGAAUGAACUCAACCAUCAUUCUCUGGUGGAGGAGAUCCAACAGUCCCUGAGCUCAGGACCCCUGUCCACAAAGAAACUGUCCCCCGCUCAAUGGGGUGCACUGGUCUUCCUACUUCUGUCCUCGGACAAGGAUCUUAAUCAGUUUGACCUGAAAAAAUACUCUGCGUCAGAGGAGACAUUUCUCAGGCUGCUGCCGGUGGUCAAAGCCUCUAACAAAGUUCUGUUGAACGAUUGUAAACUCUCCAAGAAAAGCUGUGAGGCUCUUUCGUCACUCCUUCAUUCCCAGUCUUCUAAUGUGAAACACGUGGAUCUCGGCAACAACGAGUUAGAGGAUGUAGGAGUAGAAGCACUGUCAGGUGGACUCAAGAGUCCUCAAUGUUCUGUGGAGACUCUCAGCCUGGCAGGUUGUCUUGUCACAGAAAAUGGCUGUGGUUCUCUAGCCUCAGCUCUAAGCUUGGACUCCUGCCAUUUGAAAGAGCUGGACCUGAGCUACAACCGUCCAGGAGACUUGGGAGUGAAGCAGCUCUCAACUGAACUGAAAAAACCUGAAUGUUCUCUGCAAACGCUCAGGUUAAAAGGCUGUGAGCUCUCAGAGAGAAGCUGUGCAGCUCUCUCAUCUGUCCUCAACUACAAGUCCUCAAGUCUGCGACACUUGGAUCUGAGCGACAAUGACCUGCUGGAUUCAGGAGUGAAACAGUUAGCAGCUGGGCUAAAGUAUUCUCAGUGCUCACUGACGAGACUCAGUCUGACGUCUUGCAAGCUAUCUGAGACAAGUUGCGACAUUCUGUCAACGGUGUUCACCUCUCAGUCCUGUAGUCUGAAACAACUAGACUUGAGUUACAACCUUUUCAGAGAUUCUGGAAUAACGAAGUUGUCACAUGGACUUAAAAGUCCUCACUGUUUACUGGAGACCCUGAGCCUUGCAGGGUGUAUGUUCACAGAGAAAAGCUGUGGAUCUCUGGCUUCAGUUUUGAGUGUCAGACCAUCGAAAUUAACAGAACUGGACCUGAGCUACAAUAAGCUGGAAUACUCAGGAGUGAAGCAACUCUGUGAAGGACUAGUCAUUCCAGAUUCUUCUAUGGAGACCCUCAGGUUGAGAAGCUGUCUCCUCUCAGAUCACAGCUGUCAAACUCUGUCCUCAGUCCUCGGCUGUCAGUCCUCUAGGCUCAGAAAUCUGGACGUAAGUAACAAUGACCUGCAGGAUUUGGGAGUUGAACAUCUCUCUGGUGGACUCAGGAGCCCUCACUCCUCUUUGGAGAUCCUCAGGUUGAGUGGAUGUGGACUGUCAGAGAGAAGCUCUGAAGUUCUGUCCUCAGUCUUCAGCUCCCGGUCCUCUGCACUGAGACACCUGGAUCUCAGUAACAAUGACUUACAGGAUUCAGAAGUAAAGGAGCUGUCUGUUGGACUUAAGAGUCCUUGCAGUUCCCUAGAGACUUUAUGCCUAAGUGGCUGUGAGCUCUCAGGGAGAAGCUGUGAAGCUCUGUCAUCAGUCCUAAGAUGCCCAUCCUCGCAGCUAAGACACCUGGACCUCAGCAACAAUGACCUGCAGGAUUCAGGAGUCACGCAGCUUUCUCAUGGGCUCAAAAGUUCUCACUGUUCCCUUGAGACUUUAAGGCAUGGAACAAUAUUGUUUAAUAUACUCCUACUUGAGGUUCUCAUAAUGGAAUAUCUGUUCUACCAAAUUCAAAUCAAAUCUAAUCAAUUUACUUCCAGUUUGGCAGGUUGCCUUGUUACAGAGAAAGGCUGUGCUUCUCUGGCUUCAGCUCUGAGCUCCAACCCAUCCCAUUUGAGAGAGCUGGACCUGAGCUACAACCAUCCAGGUGGAUUAGGGAGGAACAUGCUGAUUGGUGGACUGAAAAAUUCCACCUGGAAACUGGAAACAGUCAGGUUGGACCAUUGUGGAGCCCAGAGAAUUAGACCUGGUCUCAGGAAGUAUUUGUGUGAACUUGAAGUGGAUGUGAACACGGUGAACCGAUGCCUCGUACUGUCUGACAACAACAGGACUGUCAGCUACUAUACAGACUUUUCAAAGAUGCAACGUUAUGAUGAUCAUCCUGACAGGUUUCAAACGGGGAGCCAACUGCUGUGUAAAUCUGCUGUGACUGGUCGCUGUUACUGGGAGGUGGAGUUUAAUGGAAAUGUUUCCAUAGCAUUGAGUUACAAAGGAAUUAAAAGGACUGCAGUGCAGUUUGGAAAUGAACAGUCCUGGAGAUUGUCAUACUCUAAGCACGACGGAUACUCUGUAACUCACAACAGUGAAAUGUUUACUCUUAGCUCGCCCUCUGUCUCCAAUAGAGUCUCGGUGUAUGUUGACUGUCCUGCUGGGACUCUGUCUUUCUACAGAGUUUCGUCGGACUCACUGAUCCACCUGCACACCUUUAGCGCCACAUUUACUGGACCUGUUUAUCCUGGGUUCACUGUCCACAGUGAUUCUAACCUGUCUCUGUGUUCUUUGUAGUUAUUUUUUAGAGGAAAAUGAGACAGAAAUUAGCUGGGACGGAGUCUAAGGGUUAAGAACACACAGCUGGUGCUCCCUUUACGAUGUACAACCAAAUACAUGUCUGUACGUAUGUCUGUAUUGCUAACACUAACCUCUGAAGAAGAUAUACCAAGAGCUUUGGGAAGUUGAGACACAUUCAUAUUUUAUCAGAGUUGAUUAGAAACCUGAAGCUAUUUUUUUUUUUUGUAGCCAGAAACCAGGUGUUUCUUUAGCUAAAGUUUUAGCUAACCUUCCAGGUACCCCACACUCGCCUGUUGAUAGCUGGAAUUUUAAAUGUGCUUGCUUCCUCAAUUCCUGCCAGUUUAUCAACAUUGUCAUCACUGAACAGGUCCAGAUUUUAGUAAAUUGUAAUUAAAUUAAAACUAGAAUUUCUUUAUAUUUCAUUACGUGUACUUUAGUGAGAUGUUUGUUUAGGUAGCUUCAGGUUACCUUUGAGCUAAAGUUUUGCUACAGUAUCUCUAGUGAUGGUUGUGGUAGUUGAAUAGGUUGAUCUUUUGUGUUAUUUCUUGUGUGUGUUUUAAACAUCAUAUAUUCUGCUGUACUCCCCUCCACCAGUUAGAACUGAAGAGGUGAAACGUCGUCUUUGAGAAAAUUUCACAUCCAGUUGCCUAACAGAACUCUUCAACCUUGACCAUGAUCAUGCCUGAGAAUCUGCAUAGACAUGUUUUUAAACACUUCUAAUCCAAUUUUAUAUUUGGCUAACACUACACUUCUUUUUCUCAUUUUGGCCAGAAUUUUGCUUUUGGCACCCAAGAACUGUUGUUAAUGUUGGUUUUGUUUUUGGUUGUUCAAGAUCACGUAUUCUAAUUUGGUUAACUCUGUCUAUGAAUUUCUUUCCACUUCUUUCUAUACCAGGUAAAACCCUCUUAUGUGGCUAACCAUUAUUAAGAGAUUUUCUGGACAUUUGACCUGGACCUUUUUGUCAGAUCUGACACUGUGUCUCUAUACUGUUGAUACAAACAAACCAAUCUCUGAAUCCCCUGCCCCGUGUGCUGCAGGAGAUCAGAGAUAAAAUGAUAAUAAUCAUUAUUACGAGGCACGGAUUAACAAAAGGUCAAAUAAAUGGAUGGGGGUGUUUUUCCUGGAGGAGCUUUUUAUGAGACAAAGAAUUAGGAAUAUUCAUUUGUGCUGAAUUAAAUUUUAGUUUUUAAGGAGCCUUUGAGCGAGAAUUAAAGAAAUGUAAUAGAUAUUAAAGUGUUUGAAAUAAA
Messenger RNA from Cynoglossus semilaevis (tongue sole), 5967 nucleotides. RefSeq names its product NACHT, LRR and PYD domains-containing protein 12-like. The transcript has 14 exons. Lineage: Eukaryota; Metazoa; Chordata; Actinopteri; Pleuronectiformes; Cynoglossidae. Gene Ontology annotation, molecular function: protein binding. The record is from RefSeq and is a predicted model, not a curated record. Bases 293 to 4717 code for a protein of 1474 amino acids.